Molecule: messenger RNA, 1532 nt
Organism: Poeciliopsis prolifica (blackstripe livebearer)
Lineage: Eukaryota; Metazoa; Chordata; Actinopteri; Cyprinodontiformes; Poeciliidae
Gene: nts
Product: neurotensin
Exons: 4
Coding region: 195-677 (160 amino acids)
Cellular component (GO): extracellular region
Molecular function (GO): neuropeptide hormone activity
Source: RefSeq, a predicted model, not a curated record
CAACCAGGAAGCUCUGACAACCAUCUCAGACAUCGAGGAGAAAAAAAUAAGGGCAAAAAAGGCAGCAGCACCGUCUCCAGCCUCUUCAGUAGCGCUCUGACCCUUAACCUUAUGGACUAGGCUCAUCCUCAGGUGAACUCCUCACUGCAGAAGACCCCCUUUUGUUUCACACCUUUUCUCAUUUUGUCGUCAAGAUGCAGGCGCAGUUGGCUUGUGUGCUCCUCCUCUGUUUCCCAUGCGGUGCGCUCUGCUCAGAUGUAGAGCAGAAGCAGCGAGCGCUCGCUGAGGAGCUCCUCACCAGCCUCUUCACCUCUAAGAUAAAACACAACAGGCAGAGCGCCCCCUACUGGCACGUAUCGUUGACCAACCUGUGCCGGCUGGUGGGCGGCCUGCGACAGGAGGCGUGGAGCGGCGAGCAGGAGGACGCGGAGGAGGCAGAGGUUCCUGAGCUGAGGGAAGGGAGCCUCCCGCUGCUGGAGGAGCUGUACAGCCUCCAACACAUCUGCAGAGCGCUGCAGAGCCGGGAGGAGAGGCUACUCCGAGACUCCAUGGAAUAUUCAGAGGAGAACGGCGACGCGCCGCUCAAACGAAAAUCCCCCUACAUCCUGAAGAGGCAAGUUGCCCACAACGCCAAGUCGCGGAGGCCUUACAUCUUAAAGCGGAGCUCGGUUUACUGACGGCCGUCGCUCGUUCCUUCUGGCUGCAGAGCUUGUUCGUUUUUUUGGUUUUUUUGUUUGCUCCAGUAAGAACCUGCGAUUGUAUGUUCAGCGCCGAGGCCUGCCGUCAUGCUGCUGCUGACAAUAAAACAACUGAAGCAUCGUUCACAUUGUGUUUUCUCUGAGGAGCCGAAUUCAUUCAUCUGCUCCUCCACUGCAACGUAAAAGAUUGUCCUAUGUUUUUUAAGCGAUUGAAGGAUUGCUAAUAAAAAGCUAGCCUGACCUGGACAUUUGUGCUCUUGUUCAAUGCGAUCCACAACAAACAUGAACACAGUGUCUUUAUUUGUCUCGGCCUUCUUUGUGUGAGGCUUGUUUUGUCCCUGCAGAGAAUAAAAACCCAACAGUCUUCUACGUUUGUCCGUUCUUGUGUGAAACGUCAUCUGCAUACAGGAGAUGACAGAACACAUCGUUGCUUUUAUAAUCUCUGCGUCUUUUGACGUUUGUCUGCCAGCUUUUCAGAUCUAUAGACUGAAAAGCUGUCUAUAGCUUCUUUCUUCUUCUUUUCUUCUUUUUCAAAAUAGCCAGAGUAUUACUGAAUUGAGAGUAUCCUUGAAAGGAAAUUUAUUUUGUCACAGAUUUUCAGUGGAAAUGUUUUCAGUAUUUUAAAACAUGAUUGUGCUUCAGUUAAACUCCUGGUGUUUUCACUCUAGGUCCAGACCAAAAGCGGACUUUCAUUUUUUUAUUUGGCGCGGUCUGAUUGCGCUGACGGUGUAGCACACGUCUGCUAAAGUCUUAGAAAACAUUUUGCACACUUAGCUAACCUCCCACAUGAAGUGAUAAUUUACUUUUCUGUUUGCUAUGAGCCUUCAGCUGAAU